Messenger RNA from Sciurus carolinensis (gray squirrel), 6140 nucleotides. RefSeq names its product tubulin tyrosine ligase like 11 (gene Ttll11). Bases 128 to 2242 code for a protein of 704 amino acids. The transcript is spliced from 9 exons. The record is from RefSeq and is a predicted model, not a curated record. Gene Ontology annotation, biological process: microtubule cytoskeleton organization; protein polyglutamylation. Lineage: Eukaryota; Metazoa; Chordata; Mammalia; Rodentia; Sciuridae. Gene Ontology annotation, molecular function: tubulin binding; tubulin-glutamic acid ligase activity. Gene Ontology annotation, cellular component: cilium.
CGGGCUCGGGCGGGGAGCGGGUGGCAGCGGCUGCAGUAGAGGCAGCGGCGGCAGCUUGGUCGCGGGCUGGGGCGGCAGAGCGGCGGCGGCGGCGGUGGCAUUGGCACCGGCACCGACCGUGAGCGCCAUGCGGCGAGGCAGCUCUGAGAGGGAGCUGGCGGUCCAGUGGGAGGUGGAGGCGGUAGCCGCGGCCAAAGCGGAGGCGGAGGCCAAAGCACAGGCGACAGCCGAGCAGAUCGGCGUGGACGCGGGCGCGGCGGGGGAGCCGGAGCGCAAGGCCGGCGAGGAGCAGCCCUCGGCUCCGGCCCCCGGCCCGGAGCAGCCCUGCGCGGCCGAGGAGGGGGAUGCCCUCGUCCUUCCGCGGAUGCCGCCCGCGCUGCACGCGCACCAGCCGAAGCCGGCGCGGGACCUCUGUCCGCACGGGAAGCCCAGGAGCAAGGGCCCAAGCUGCAAGCGGAGCGGCGUUCGCCGUUCAGACGAGCAUGGCUCGCAGCGGCCCGUCACCGUGGACAGCUCCAAGGCCAGGACCUCCCUGGACGCCUUGAAGAUCAGCAUCCGCCAGCUCAAGUGGAAGGAGUUCCCGUUUGGCCGACGCUUGCCUUGUGACAUCUACUGGCAUGGAGUCUCAUUUCAUGACAAUGACAUAUUAUCGGGUCAAGUGAACAAGUUUCCAGGCAUGACGGAGAUGGUGCGUAAAGUUACUCUGAGCAGAGCAGUCAGAAUCAUGCAGAAUCUCUUUCCUGAGGAGUACAACUUCUAUCCUCGCUCAUGGAUUCUGCCCGAUGAGUUCCAGCUCUUUGUCACUCAGGUUCGAAUGGUAAAAGAUGGCAACCCCUCCUGGAAGCCCACUUUUAUUGUGAAACCUGAUGGUGGUUGUCAGGGUGAUGGAAUCUACCUCAUUAAAGACCCCAGUGACAUCCGGCUGACUGGGACCCUCCAGAGCAGGCCGGCCGUGGUCCAGGAGUACAUCUGCAAACCUCUCCUUAUCGACAAGCUCAAGUUUGACAUUCGUCUGUAUGUCCUGCUAAAAUCCUUAGACCCCUUAGAGAUUUAUAUAGCCAAAGAUGGACUCUCUAGAUUUUGUACAGAGCCAUAUCAGGAGCCUAGUCCCCAAAAUCUGCAUCGUGUCUUUAUGCACUUAACCAACUAUUCACUGAAUAUCCACAGCAGCAACUUUAUCCACUCGGACAGCGCCAGCACAGGCAGCAAAAGGACUUUCUCCAGCAUUCUUUGUAAGCUGUCUUCCAAAGGUGUUGAUAUCAAGAAGGUCUGGUCGGACAUCAUCUCCUUGGUGAUUAAGACUGUCAUCGCCCUGACUCCAGAGCUCAAAGUUUUCUACCAAUCGGACAUCCCCACAGGGAGGCCGGGGCCCACAUGCUUCCAGAUCUUAGGCUUUGACAUUCUACUGAUGAAAAAUCUGAAGCCCAUGCUACUGGAAGUAAAUGCAAAUCCCAGCAUGAGAAUUGAACAUGAGUGCGAACUUUCUCCAGGGGUGUUCGAAAAUGUCCCCAGCCUUGUGGAUGAGGAGGUGAAAGUGGCUGUGAUCAGAGACACACUGCGCCUCAUUGACCCGCUUAAGAAGAAGAAAGAAAACCGGUAUCAGCAGCUCCAAAAACCACUGGCUGGGAAGGAAGACUCUCUGGACAGUGAGCUGACUGGUGCCCCAGACUCCAGUCCUGAAGCCCACCUGCCCUCCAUUUGCCUCAAGCAGGUGUUCCCCAAGUAUGCAAAGCAGUUCAACUACCUGCGCCUGGUAGACAGGAUGGCAAAUUUGUUUAUCCGGUUCCUGGGAAUCAAGGGGACAAUGAAGUUGGGACCAACUGGCUUUCGUACCUUCAUAAGGAACUGCAAGCUCAGCAGCAGCAGCUUGUCCAUGGCUGCCGUGGACAUUCUGUACAUCGACAUCACCAGGAGGUGGAACUCCAUGACCCUGGACCAGCGGGACUCAGGGAUGUGUCUGCAGGCGUUCGUAGAAGCUUUCUUUUUCCUGGCCCAGAGGAAGUUCAAGAUGCUGCCGCUGCACGAGCAGGUGGCCUCGCUGAUCGACCUCUGCGAAUACCACCUGUCCCUGCUGGACGAGAAGCGCCUGCUGUGCAGCCGGGGUGGCUCAGCCGGGGGCCGUACCCCCCAGAGCAGCUCGCCCCAGGGGGCCUGCCCUGCAGCCCAGCCGGUGGGGGACCACCCCCCACUCCGCACGAACGGUGCUAAUAAGUUCUCCUAUCCCAGACACACUCUGUCCUGAAGGCCACUCUGCCUGCCCAGGAGAAGCGAGUGCCCUUCGGGGCUGGAGAGAGCCCCUGGGCUCCUGCCUGUGGGGGACACAGGCCGCGGAGGAUCCCGUGGGAGAUUCCCGUUCGUCUCCUCUUCUGCUGCACUCCUGCUUCGCAAGGCUGACUCCUGCCCGCCUUUCUCCCAAGGCCUCUUGGAGACGCCCCCCCACUCUGCUUUGGAGUCAUCAGUGGACUAUGACAUUUGAAAUGUGACAGAUGGCACCUUCUAUUCCGGGCUCACAGGAAGCACCAACUGGGGCAAAUCUGCCGUGCUUGGGGCGGGAGGGCACAGUCACUCCCAAGACCGAGAGCCAUGUAGAGGAAGCUGAGACUCAAGUGCGCGGGGAGCCGCGGAGAGCCACCCUUAAAAGUCCAAGAACACCAUGUUCCUUUCCUACCACCCAUUCUCCGAAAAUGAAGUGGAAAUACCAAGUAGGCCGACAGAAACCUCCCACCCCAAUCAUGUGCUACCCGGGUGUAGUUAACAGAUUAGCCUCAUUUAUUUCAUUAGUUUGCCUGUUGCUGCAAUGUUUGCUUUGUUACUAAUUAAGAAAUAAUUAAGAUGUAACUAAGUUAGGCUCCUAGAGCCUGUGAGCGGGAAGCCUCACAGGCUUUUGUUUGAAUUUGUUUGGCCUUGACCCCAUCUUCAGCCUCCCUGUCCAGAUGGUCCUGUGGCCUCAGUGGACCCCUGCAAGGGUGGAGCUCUGACCCCAAGGACAAGGACCCCAUGUGCCCAGAACUGUGCUGAAAGUCCCCAGGGAGGGGAGGGGGGCUUUGGAGAAGAGACAAGAGAUCCAGGUAAGAACCAGGGAAAGCAGGAUGUGUGUGGAGGGAGGUCCCCUGUUCGGAGCAGUUUCAAGACCCCAAGCCUGCUCUGCCACACCCUUUGGACAGAACAAAUGGAAAGUGAGAGGCCCCAGGAGAGUAUGUCAGGGCACACUUGUCAUCAUCUGGGAACUGCAGUCUUUAAAGCAGAGCUCUCACUUGACACCACUCCUCCGGGUGGGUCCUCAGAAAGUGCUAGCUUGCCAAAAUGAAGGGCAGUCUUCCGUCCUGAAACCAACCAAGUACACCGGAUUGGGGUUGGGGCAGGAGCCAAGAGGCUGAAUUUCAGCCACAUGGUUUGGGAUGAUAUAAAAAUGUCAGCGCUCAUGGUGAGAGAUGUCCUGUCCACCCCCACCUGCCCAUCACCUGCAGGAAGGUCGCUGUCAAUUAUGGGGCCCCUUAGUACCGGAAGGGGCUGCCUUUGGGGAACAGCCCUUCCCUGGGGAAGAGCCAUGUUCUGGGGACAUGGAAUACUGGCUGUGACAGUUAGGGAAGGAAAUGAGGCCGCCAUUUCUUGAGAGCCAGGGAGCCUGGUCAGGCCCAGAGACCCCUUGGGGCAGAGUUCAGGGUCCCAUGUGCUAGACUGCAGCCCGUUCUUAGAAAGGCCUCCACCCCAGCUCUUCUCCCCACCCCUGCCUGCCUUCCACCCCCACACAUGCAGUCAGCCACGCUGGUCCUCACACGGGCCGCCAGCUAAGCCCCUGAAGGGUCAGGCUUCCAGAGGGAGUGGAAGGUAAGAAGAUCGGCUCAGCCUGGGCGCCUUUGGUACAGGGGCAUCCAAGGAUAAGUGGGCCGGGUGUCCAGGGAGGGCACCUUCUUCCAGGGAACAGACUGGCCCAGCCCAAGCCUUCCAGAGGAGCCAGCCUUGCCCCUUUUGGUGUCCCUGUCCAGCUUCCUCAUGUCUUGUGUGAUGACCUUGCCUAUUUCUGUCCUUCCAGCCCCCAGGGAAAUAGGCUCCAUUUCCUGAUGUUCGAGGCCCAGCCUUGUCCCACUGGCCUGGCUAGAAGGAAGCCCGCAGUGGGGGCUGCAAAGAUGCAGGGAUUCGGGGCAGCUGUUUGCAAGUGCUGGUCCCGUAGGCAGGGCCAGUGCUGGUCCCCGGGGCAGAGCAGAGCCUCAGGCCACAAACUACCCUCUUAUUUCCCCUCAAGAACUCUGCCUUCUCUCCUAGCUCAGCCCUCACCUCUCGCCAGGACUUCAUUGGUGUCCAAGCUGCUCAGCCCCUCCCACCCCCCCAUCCCUAUGGGCUAAGGGCAGCAGAGAGCCACAGAGGUGACAGAGCUGUCCCCAGGGAGGCCCCUCCCUUCCUAUUCACGCCGACGCCAACCCUCAUGGGAGGCUUUCUGUAUCUGUUGUCAGAUAGGAAGCGAACAUGCCACUUCCCGCCCAGGGGUGGGUGGUGCCAGCAGGGGCCUGCCUGGGUCCCCACCCUUGCUGCUCCCUUGGCCCUAACCAAUCUGUGUCCUCUGAACGAUGAUUGUUCCCUUCAAAGUCCAGCUGCAAAACCCCAUGGCAGUCCCCCAUGCAGAAAGAACGGCUCCCUCUGCAUUCAUCUGAGGACAUAGAAAGUCCUGUUGUUAUGGUGCCUACCACGGGGCACAGCGCAGAGGCCCUGGGAGGGGCUUGUUGAAAUCAUAGGACACUGAGCAGCCCAAGGUGCGGAGACCCCUCCCCGCCCUCCUCUCCACAGCCCGCAGACACCCUCCAGAGCCUUGGUCCUCUGCCUUGCCCGGCCUGUUGCUGAACACCACAAGAUCCCCAGCUGACUGGUUUUCUCCCUCAAGCAUGGCAGCCAUCCCGAAGCCCCACCCCACCCUAGUAGACGAUGACUUUCUGGCCCUGGGAAUCUUUCCACGUGCCCGGCUCUGAUCUCGGCCACGUCCUUCAGCCCUGGAGAUGGAGGACCAGCCAGCCGAUGGUGCAGGCUCCUCAGUCCGGCCUCCAGCCUGCUUUAGUGUGGGUGCUUAGUUCAGAGAAGGCCAUCCUGUGGUGGGCAUCGACAGUCUGGGAGUGGGGCCAGACAGGGCCAGGUAGGAGUCAGACACCUGCAGCGGUGUUCUGUGCCUUUCUAGAAGCAACCCCCUUUCCUGCAUGCAUUAAACAACAUAUGUCCGGGGCUUUGCAGUUCACAAGUCCUUUCAUAUCCAUCUUCUCAUUUGCUCCAACGAGCCAGAGAAGGGUAAGGAUUACCAUCACUCUUUUCUGACACCCAGGAGGUGCUGUGGCUUCUUCAAGGUCUCAAGGCCAGUGAAGGAUGGAGUCAGUGAGGACCCUGACUCCAGAGCCCAUGUUCUUUCCCCCACCCCAUCAUGGAUCAGAUGUGGAAACCCACGUUUCAGAGGGGCUGGUGUCCGCUCAGUGGAUCUCGGGAGUUGUGGGGGCGUGGGGCUGUCUGACCUGCUCUUGACCUUCUGAGCCCUUCAGGAAGAUUCUGCUGGCCAUACAGACCAGACAGGAAGGACUCCAGGUCUUCAGCCACCGUACAGGGACACAAUAACCUCUCUCACUUAAUCUUGGGAACAUUAGGUGAGAUAAUGGAAAGCAUAAUAAAUGUGAAAGAGUUUUGUAAACCAAAGUGCUGCUAAAACGCAAUGUCACCUUCAGGCUGGUUUCUGGUUUCCUACAAAGUGUAGCGGGAGGAAGGUAAAAGCUUCCCUGAAUAAUGUCCGAAGACAAAUGAAGCCAAAGCAGCCGGCUCCUCUCCCGCCCACCCCUCCCCUCCCUUCAUCCUCACAUAUUUAAAGAUAGUCACAGCCUGAAACAUAGAGCCUGCAGCUCCUCUGAUGUCUGGAAUUUUCCUCGUGAUUGGCACAGUGUUAACUCCAAAAUAGCUUAAUUUUUUUUUUUCCUUACAUUUCUUGACUAAUGUCCUAAACUCCUCGGCCCUGUAAUUGAGGCCUUCAGCAUUCAAGCAUUCAAGCACCUUUUUCCAAGUUCAGAAAAAGAUGAACUCUCCCAUCAGGGAGCUGACACUUCCAGAGUCUGAGAGAGCUGUCCCUGCUCAGUGACGGAGAUUCGCCACAGUGCAUUUAAACCUAAAAUCCACCU